AUGUUUAGAUAUCUCAAGUGGUCGUCACGUAUCAUAGGCAAAGCGACGCAGUUCAUCAAAGACAAACUUACUCGUCCGUUUGUGGGAAUACAUCUGCGUAACGACAAGGACUGGGAGCGUGUGUGCGAACAUAUACCUUCUACGCCUGCAAGUCAACCUUUAUUCGCUUCUAUGCAGUGUGAAGGACAAGAGUUUUAUGAUGGCAAGCUGACAAAGGAGAUCUGUUCCCCUUCUGCAAGCACUGUUGUUGAACAGGUGGUCGACGUUGUCGGAAAAAUCGGUGCCCGUUCGGUUUUCGUAUCCAGUGAUAAGGACCACAUGAUUGAGACUCUGAAUGAUGCUCUUCGGGCCUACGACGUGAAAGCUUUUCGACUGAAUCCCGACGAUGCUCUGGUUUCGUUGGCUAUUCUUGGUCAAGCAGACCACUUCAUCGGUAAUUGCGUAUCAACAUUUUCCCACAUUGUUCGACGAGAGAGGACAGUUAGCAAGCCCUUGAAACCAACCUCAUACUUUGGCAUCAGAGGUCAGGAGAGGCGGAUGGAGCUUUAG
Cooperia oncophora is the source of this 549-nucleotide messenger RNA. The record is from the annotation of a GenBank genome assembly. NCBI's taxonomy places the organism in Eukaryota, Metazoa, Nematoda, Chromadorea, Rhabditida, Trichostrongylidae.